Messenger RNA from Schistosoma guineensis, 1794 nucleotides. The record is from the annotation of a GenBank genome assembly. NCBI's taxonomy places the organism in Eukaryota, Metazoa, Platyhelminthes, Trematoda, Strigeidida, Schistosomatidae.
AUGACCUCCAACAUAAAUCAUACGAAUGAACAACUUCCUUGUACAGAAAAUCACUCGGAGUUAAAAGAAGUUUUGAAACCGUGCGGUAAACUUCCGCCGACAAACGACAUACAAUUGGAUCGAUCUUACUUUAAACGUAAAGUCCCAAUGAUAUUCGUCGGUAUUCAUUGUGAUAAACAUGUCAAGACGUCUUUAGAGAAAUUGAGACCAUUUUUCUGUCCUUUUAUCCGACUACCUAAAAUAUCUAAAACUUACCGAGAUUCAAAUGGAUCGUUGCGUAAAUUGAUGCUGGUUCAAAUGCCUGAACCUGAUAAAAUCUUACAGUUUAUAACUGAUUUGAAUCAGUGGAACGUUGAUUUACCUAAAGAUUACGCAAAUCUUCAACCAGUCGAUUUAUCUGUACCGAAAUUGCCCGAAUGUCUAAACGAUUUGAAAGCUGAAGAUUCAUUAAACGAUGAAGCAUUUAAAAAAGUUAGUGUUGUAGAAGAAGAGAUAAAUAUGUUGGAAAAUAUUGUCACCUCACCAUGUCUCGUGAAUAUGUCGAUCGGUUAUGAAAAUUUCACAUUCGAACAAGUUAUCAAGGAAUUGUUGCCUGAUUUCAUCUUGCCUAUUACUGGGUUUACUAUAAUUGGUCACGUUAUACAAUUUAACCUCAAAACUGAAGCGUUACCCUACCGUCAUAUUAUUGAUUUCAGAUUGCGCGCUUCCCGAUGUCGUGACUGUAAACUCAGAAGUGAAUGUCGUGGAAUGGGGGAUCUUAACCUUCUAAAACCAUAUGCCGUUUUUGAACAACUAUUUGAGCAGAAGAUUAGAAUAGAAGACAGGGAUUGUCUCGAGUUUGCUGAUAUAAACGUCGCUGCUGGUGUCUUAACCUCGUGUCAUGGUUCAGCUCUUGUCAAAGUCGGAAAAACUCAGGUGAUUGCAGGUGUAAAGGUAAUUCCUGAAAGCGGAAACUCAGGCAACAUAACCUGCAAUGUCGAGUUUGCUGGUCUCUGUCAUAGAGGUUCACGUUUAAAUGCUCCACAACCUAAGUAUGCUCAGUGGCUGUCUUCUACAAUCCAAAGACUCCUGAAUAAUUUUGCAUUCCCAUCUAUUGAAAACCAGCUAAACAUAUUCUCAAUAAAUGACCCAGACACACUUACACCGGUAGCUUCCUACACUUUGAAGCUCGAUGUCUUCAUCCUUCAUGACGAUGGGUGCUUACUAGAUGCUUGUGUCCCCGCUGCACUUGUUAGUCUUUGUACAACAAAGUGGACAAAGUUAUACGCGGUUACGGAUGAACAAGCUGCGGGAUCCUAUUUAGAAUUAUAUAAACCAGGACCACGAAAUGAGACAAAAUCCCUAAAAAUGAAUGAAUGGCCUGUUUCACUGUCUUUCUGCUUCGUUCCUCGCCCGGUUGCUGAUAGAAAGUCAAAGACAGUUCCUAUUAUUGCCCAACCAACGAAACGAGAGUUAGAUAUUUGGGAUACGGAUGCUGGUCCAGUACACAUAACUGUUUCUCAGGGUGCUGUCGUCGAUCUUUCUGUGGUCAGUGCAUUUUUAACGGGUCUUUGGGACAGUUUAUUUGUAACGAGUGCAAAUGAAAAAAGUUCUACAGAUAAUCCAAAAGGCAGUAAACUAGUUUGUAUAGUUCACGACAAUUCAUCCUUGGUACUCGUACGGUUAAUUUCGCCUCGUUGUGAUGAUAUGGUGUGGAGACCCGGGCUUCGGACGACAAAACUUAAAAUUUUCAGCAUUCGGACAGAUCUAUUCAUUAUUUGUCUUCAUUCUACGAAUGUAUAUUUCCUCGAAUAA